Molecule: messenger RNA, 192 nt
Organism: Linum tenue
Lineage: Eukaryota; Viridiplantae; Streptophyta; Magnoliopsida; Malpighiales; Linaceae
Source: the annotation of a GenBank genome assembly
AUGACGAUCCUCCUCCACGAUGUUCAGUACUUACUGCAGAUUCCUGUUGAGGGACGACUGAUGAGUAGGACUUCUGAGCAGCUUGACCAUCCGGAGGUGGGUUUGUGUGCGCUUCUUGGGAUGAACUCGGAGCAGUUGAGUGGUCAACCAUUUUUAUGUUCUUCUGUGUCCAGACCCUCUCAAACUGAUUAA